CGUUCAGGAUGUGUGCUGAGUUUUUCUCGGUAAGCCACAAAGUGUUUGCAUCAGUUCUGUUGCGGCUGCAGAGAGUUUCACACACUCAUUUACCAAAGGAGCAGAACCUGACCUCAGACACCAAUGGAUGAGCUUAGUUGGGAGGACUUUUUAAAAGAAGUCAAUAACACGCCACAAUUUAACUGUAGUGUAGACUUUGAGGUUCCUUUAUGCGAGAAAAGUAAUGUCAUCCAGUUUGGUGCAGCAUUUCUCCCAGCGUUCUACUACACCAACUUCCUGCUGAGCUUGGUGGGGAAUGGACUGGUGCUGUACAUCAUCUACAAAUAUGAGAAGCUCACAAGGGUCAACAACAUCUUCUUGCUCAACCUCGUCAUCUCGGACCUGAUCUUCGCCUUCAGCCUUCCCUUUUGGGCAGUCUACCACAAGUCAGAAUGGAUCUUUGGCAGUGGCCUUUGCAAGUUGGUGGGAAGCUGUUAUUUCAUCGGCUUCAACAGCUCCAUCCUCUUCCUCACUCUCCUGACUUUUGACCGCUACCUUGCGGUGGUCCACGCCAUCAGUGCAGCCCAGAGCAGAAAGAAAAAAUACGCAUUUGCAUCGUCCGCCAUCGUCUGGGUGCUCAGUAUAUUGGCUAGUAUAAAGGAUAUAGUUCUUUAUGAUGUGAUGGAUGAUCCAAAUGGUAGGCUGUGCGAAAUGACUGGUUACAUCCAGUCUACCCUCACAAAGUGGGAGCUGAUCGGCUAUUAUCAGCAGUUUCUCUUUUUCUUCCUAGUGCCUCUAGUUAUUGUCCUGUACUGCUAUUUCCGCAUAAUCAUCAGGAUCAUGUCCACAUGCAUGGUGGAGAAGUGCAAGGCGGUCAAACUCAUCUUUGUUAUUGUCUUCACCUUCUUCAUCUGCUGGACGCCUUACAAUGUGGUCAUUCUGUUAAAAGCCAUCAAGACAUCCUUUGGAGACCCGAAUAAAUGCUCAGAAGCCCUCGACUACGCUCUGUACGUAACGCGUAACUUUGCUUACCUGUACUGCUGCAUCAGCCCUGUCUUUUAUACCUUUUUGGGGAAGAAGUUUCAACGCCAUUUUCUGAAACUUUUGGCCAAGCGUAUACCAUGUUUGAAGAUCAAUACAUUGCUCUCAGAGCCAAGCAGUAAAACCACAUCAGUCAGGAGACCAACACUGAUUACUGAUCAUUCACGUGACUAACAAGUUUGUGUUCGAAUUUGUUGUUAAGAGGACACAAAUUGGAUCACAGAGAGAAAGAGAAAAACAAAGAAUCCAAGAUGCAAUGUUUGACCAAUGUAUGUUGUUUUACCAUUAAUAUAUAUAUUUAUAUAUAUAUUUUUUUCAAUAAUUUCUCAUUUAAUGCAUAUUAAUGCAUACUAAUUAAUAGAGUGUCUAAAGAUCUUUUCUCAUUUAAUGUAUAUUAAUGAAUAUUAUAUGUCUAAUGGACUCCAUCAAUUUUACGUAAUUGAGAAAAGGCAUUUAAUAAUAAUUAUUGUUUAUAAUAAUUACUAUCCAAUUGAUGUACAUGUAUUUAUUCCGUCACAAAUAUCGCUUUAAUGUCAUCAAAACCCAAAAAAAAGAAAGAAAGAAAAAACAAAGAAAAAAGAAAAAAGAAAAAAACUUCUGUGAAAGAGUAUCAUUGCAACAUAAUGUUGAAUGUGUAACCCUAGUCCUAAUCUAUGGGUUCUUUAGCAAUAUAUAGCUAUCAAAUCUCUGCUAUUUUAUUUUAUUCUGUAAGGAGCAAUUUUUUGUGUGUAAAAUAUAUUGUUGUAAGAGUUCUUCAAGUAUGGCAAAUUAAUGAUUUUAUAUUGCUGUUAAUUUCUGGUGUAGCUUAUGCUGAGAAGUAAAAUAUUAGUGACCAGAAUCUUAAUGAUAUUAUUAUUUCAGUGUAUCACACCUUCAUUUUGAGCAUGAACUCAGUCUCUACAUUGUGUUUUGUGUGUGUUUGGAUCUGAUUUUAAUGCCAAUAAAUGAUUCUAAAUAA
Molecule: messenger RNA, 1978 nt
Organism: Megalobrama amblycephala (Wuchang bream)
Lineage: Eukaryota; Metazoa; Chordata; Actinopteri; Cypriniformes; Xenocyprididae
Product: C-C chemokine receptor type 3-like
Exons: 2
Coding region: 124-1194 (356 amino acids)
Biological process (GO): G protein-coupled receptor signaling pathway; immune response; chemotaxis
Cellular component (GO): membrane
Molecular function (GO): chemokine receptor activity
Source: RefSeq, a predicted model, not a curated record